Molecule: messenger RNA, 650 nt
Organism: Kogia breviceps (pygmy sperm whale)
Lineage: Eukaryota; Metazoa; Chordata; Mammalia; Artiodactyla; Physeteridae
Gene: CRABP1
Product: cellular retinoic acid binding protein 1
Biological process (GO): fatty acid transport
Cellular component (GO): cytosol; nucleus
Molecular function (GO): fatty acid binding; retinoic acid binding
Source: RefSeq, a predicted model, not a curated record
AUGCCCAAUUUCGCUGGCACCUGGAAGAUGCGCAGCAGCGAGAAUUUCGACGAGCUGCUCAAGGCGCUGGGUGUGAACGCCAUGCUGAGGAAAGUGGCCGUGGCGGCUGCGUCCAAGCCUCACGUGGAGAUCCGCCAGGACGGGGAUCAGUUCUACAUCAAGACAUCCACCACGGUGCGCACGACUGAGAUCAACUUCAAGGUCGGAGAAGGCUUUGAGGAGGAGACAGUGGACGGACGCAAGUGCAGGAGUUUAGCCACUUGGGAGAAUGAGAACAAAAUCCACUGCACACAAACUCUCCUGGAGGGGGACGGCCCCAAAACCUACUGGACCCGCGAGCUGGCCAACGACGAGCUCAUCCUGACGUUCGGCGCCGAUGAUGUGGUCUGCACGAGGAUUUAUGUUCGGGAGUGAAGGCGGCUGGCUUGCUCCUGCUUUGGGGGUGGAUUCAUGUUCCCCCGAGGAAUGUCAUAGUUCUGAGCUGCCAGUGGACCUCCUCUUCCCCAGUAUCAACAUUAGGUGAUCCCGUUUUCCCCACGAUAAUGCUGUAGUGUUUCCCCCCAAGGCUUCGUGCCUCCGUGUCCCUGGUGCUCCAUAGUUUGGCAUCUCUAUGGUUUCAUCAGCCAUUAAACUGGUUGUACACACCUCAA